UAAUGGUAAAGAAAGCUGCUCCAAAGAAAUAAGAGACUAAAAAGGCUCCUGUUAGAAGAACAAGAACAAUCUCAGCUUUAAUAAAAGACAAUGAAAAUAUUGUACACGAAAAAUUGGGUUAGACUAGAAGUAAAAGCAAUGGUAAAUAUCUUCUUUAUCACUUAGGUAUAAUACAAAAGAAGAUUACCAAGUAGACCUAAGAAACAAAAUAAAAAAAUGUAGUUAAUGAAAAAGAAAAGAGUGCGCCUAAAAAGAAUUCAAAUUAAAAAGAAGAAAAAUAACCAAUUAAAGAUAAUACUAAAUAAAAAAAAUAACCAGAAGUCUAGGAUAUAAAAAAACCUACAGAAACUAAAUAGAAAGUUCAACCGGUAUAAAAAAAAGUAAUAAGUAAAAAAAAAAGUACUCCAAAAAAAAGUCCUGUUAAAAAAAGUACACCAAAAAAAACUCCUGUUGAAGCAACUGUUGCCAAAGAUGAUAAGAAACCAAAGGUCUCUUAAAAGAAAAAUGAAAAGGAAGUGAGUAAAAGCGAAAAAAAGGUAGAAGAAAAAUCUGAAAAGAAAAAUAAUGAUAAAAGUGAAAAAAAAGUUACAGAUAAAUCUGAGAAAAAAGAAGUAGAAAAAUCAGAUAAGAAAGCAAAUGAUAAAAGUGAGAAAAAGGCUGUUGAAAAAUCAGACAAGAAAAGUGAUAAAAAAGGAAAAAGUGGAAAAAAAGAAUAAUAAUAAGAAUAAUAAGAAUAAAAAUAAACAGAUUCUGCAAAGAUCCCAAGAAGAACAGAAAGCAAAGCUGCAGCUGGUAUUGUUGAUGUUGUUUUUUGUGUAGAUACUACUUCAUCUAUGUCUCAAUAUUUAAAUUAAACAAAAGUAAAUCUUUAUUUAAUUAUAUAGAAUACUGUAAAAGAAAUUAUUAAAAACAUCAAAAAUAAAGCUUAAAAUGAGGACAUUAGUGUUAAAUUUGGAUUUGUAUGCUAUAGAGAUCAUCCUCCUGAAGACACAUCUUAUAUAACUAAAAUUUAAGAAUUGUGUGGAGAAGAAGAAAUACUUAAAUUUAUAGAUUAACAAGAUGCUUGUGGUGGAGGAGAUCAACCUGAGGCUGUUUUGGAUGGAUUGUAUGAUGCAGCAAAAAAGAUUGAAUGGAGAGAUGCCAGUCACACACCUUCAUUAAGAUAUAUCUUCCAUGUAGCUGAUGCCCCUCCUCAUGGAAAAGAAUUUACUGAUUUACCAUCAUCAUGGCCUAAUGGUGUUCCGUAUUCUUUAUCAUAUAUUUUAGAUCUGGUGUAACUCUUGAUAAAGUUGCUCAUGUGAUCAAUAUAAGGGAAAUCCAUUAUAGAUUGAUAAAUGUCAAUAAAUUGAAUUUAUUAGAUAAUAUGAAAAAGUUAUUUAAGGAAAAAUUUACUAAUUAUGAAGAAGCAGAAUUAGCAAAUGCUAAGGAAAUGGAUUUCAGAGUUAGUGAUAUGAUCAUCAGAGAAUUAUUACCAGAUGUUGAUUAUAAUGAUUGAA
Messenger RNA from Paramecium pentaurelia, 1496 nucleotides. Lineage: Eukaryota; Ciliophora; Oligohymenophorea; Peniculida; Parameciidae. The record is from the annotation of a GenBank genome assembly.